AUUUGACUCUGUGUUUCUCUCUCAUCCCUGAGUGUCACUUGUAUUCUUGAGAAGAGAGAGAGAGAUUUUGCUAGAAAACCCAAAUCUUAGGCAUUUUAGGGUUGCUGGAGUAUAGAUCACCCACCUGCUUUGAAUCAGUCUUUUUUAACCCAAAACCCUAAUUCCCUAUUUUUUUUUCUUUUAAUUUGAAAUUUUCAAAGCUCGACAAAGUAGUAAUCUACGCUCCGAUCUACUUUUCCUAAAAUUAUAUAUUAUUGGCUUGAAUUCGCUUUUGUAAAGCUCUCCCUAGAAAACCCAUGAAAUGCAUUUGUGUGUCUGAUUCGAUCGACGAGUGUCCGGAGAUUUGAUGGAAGUGAAGCUGUUCGCUCCAUGGAGGUUCGUUUUCAGUCUCCAGCUCCUCCGAUUCGGCGCCGUUUCAGGGAUUUUGUUGAUUCUAUUGUGGUCUGGAGCUGCGGAUGCUAAAGCCAGGCAUCCUUCGCGAGGUCAUGAAAGUGGAGUAUCUUCUCACUCGUGCAUCCACGAUCAGAUCAUCGAACAGAGGAAGAGACCAGGUCGAAAAGUAUAUUCCGUUACUCCCCAGGUUUAUCAUGAGCCGCCGCCGCCAAGGAGUGGUCAUCAUAAAGGAAGGGCGUUGCUUAGUGUUUCUGAGGAGGACAAGGAUGUUGUGAAACAACCUAUCAGGAUUUACUUAAACUAUGAUGCUGUUGGCCACUCCUUUGACCGAGAUUGCCAAACAGUUGGCGAUGUCGUCAAGUUGGGUGAGCCUCCUGCUUCGACCACUUUCCUUGCUUGCAAUCCUAAUCUCAAACCUCCAGUGUCCGGUGAUUGCUGGUAUAAUUGCACUUUUGAUGACAUUUCUGGGGAGGACAAAAGGCGUCGCCUACGCAAGGCUUUAGAGCAGACAGCAGAUUGGUUCAGAAGAGCAUUAGCUGUUGAGCCUGUCAAAGGGAAUUUGCGGUUAAGUGGAUACUCUGCGUGUGGGCAAGAUGGUGGUGUGCAACUUCCUCGUCAAUAUGUUGAGGAGGGUAUUGCUCAUACUGAUUUAGUUCUCUUGGUCACCACAAGACCUACUACUGGUAAUACCCUUGCAUGGGCUGUUGCUUGCGAACGUGAUCAGUGGGGACGUGCAAUUGCUGGGCAUGUCAAUGUUGCUCCCCGCCAUUUGACUGCGGAAUCUGGGACUUUGCUUUCAGCAACUCUCAUUCAUGAGGUUAUGCAUGUCCUUGGCUUUGAUCCCCAUGCCUUUGCUCAUUUUAGAGAUGAAAGGAAAAGAAGACGAACUGAGGUCACUGAGCAACAGAUGGAUGAAAAGCUUGGUAGGAUAGUGACACGCGUAGUGCUUCCACGGGUUGUCAUACAUUCGCGGCAUCAUUACGGAGCAUUUUCUCAGAACUUCUCGGGUUUAGAACUUGAGGAUGGAGGAGGACGUGGCACAUCGGGGUCCCACUGGGAAAAAAGACUUCUCAUGAAUGAGAUAAUGACUGGAUCGGUAGACACAAGAUCAGUCGUCUCGAAAAUGACUCUAGCGCUAUUAGAAGACAGUGGCUGGUAUAAGGCUAAUUAUAGCAUGGCCGACCGUCUCGAUUGGGGCCGGAACCAGGGGACUCAAUUUGUCACAUCUCCAUGUAACAUGUGGAAAGGUGCUUACCAUUGUAACACAACCCAACUAUCUGGCUGUACAUACAACAGAGAGGCCGAAGGUUACUGCCCAAUUCUAAGCUAUAAUGGAGACUUGCCUCAGUGGGCUCGUUACUUUCCACAGGCUAACAAAGGCGGUCAGUCCUCCUUAGCAGAUUAUUGUACAUAUUUCGUAGCCUAUUCAGAUGGGUCUUGUACGGACAUCAAUAGUGCACGUGCGCCUGACAGGAUGUUGGGUGAAGUGAGAGGGAGUGAGUCCAGGUGUAUGGCGUCGUCUUUAGUGCGUACUGGGUUUGUCCGUGGUUCCAUGCCACAGGGGAAUGGCUGUUAUCAGCACAGAUGUAAAAAUAAUUUGUUGGAGGUUGCUGUGGAGGGAGAAUGGAAAUUAUGCCCUCAAGCUGGUGGACCGAUUCAAUUUCCCGGUUUCAAUGGUGAAUUAAUUUGUCCGGCUUACCAUGAACUCUGCGGUACACCCGUAGUUUCUGUGCUUGGUCAGUGUCCUAAUUCUUGUAACUUCAAUGGAGAUUGUGUUGAUGGGAAGUGUCGUUGUCUCCUUGGUUAUCACGGUCAUGACUGUAAAAUCCGUUCUUGCCCUAACAAUUGCAGUGGACAUGGAAAAUGCACAACUCAAGGUGUAUGCAUAUGCGAAAAUGGAUUUACUGGAAUUGAUUGUUCCACUGCUGUGUGCGACGAACAAUGCAGCCUACAUGGAGGAGUGUGUGACAAUGGUGUUUGCGAGUUCCGUUGCUCUGAUUAUGCUGGCUACACAUGUCAGAACAGCUCUAAACUAGUAACAAGUUUACUGGUAUGCAAAAAUGUGUUGGAGAGAGACAUGUUGGGGCAACAUUGUGCUCCACGAGAACCUAGCAUACUUCAGCAGCUUGAGGAAGUUGUGGUCAUGCCCAACUACAAUAGGCUUUUUCCAGGCGGGGCUCGGAAAUUGUUUAACAUUUUUGGUAACAGCUAUUGUGAUGAGGCAGCGAAAAGACUAGCAUGUUGGAUAUCGAUCCAGAAGUGUGAUAUUGAUGGAGACGAUAGAUUACGGGUAUGCCAUUCAGCAUGUCAGUCCUAUAAUGUGGCGUGUGGGGCUUCCUUAGACUGCUCGGAUCAAACACUUUUCAGCACAGCGGAAGAAGGCGAUGCUGAAUGUACGGGAUCUGCCGAGAUCAGAUCGCCAUGGUUUACCCGUUUGUGGAGUAAACUGUUAGCAAGUAACUAGGAACAAUUCGUGUGUAGAACGCAAAAUUUGUGUGUUCAAGGUAGAUAGUGAGGCAGAGUUAUUAUUCCAAGCUGUAAUUUUUCUAGGGUUUAUGAAGGUAAGGAGCGGGCAAAAUGACACCACCGUGUUACACACGUAAGUUAGGGGUCUUUUGCCUUAGCCCACCUAAUAGAUUAAUUAGAGUCUUUUGUCCGUCUUUCGAGUAUUAUGUAUCGAAUAUAUAUGUUAUAGAACAAAUGAAUUUAUAGGCCGAAGGCCUAUCAAAUGAAAAGAAAAGUGAAAUCUCUGUUCAUCGUCUC
This is a messenger RNA of Raphanus sativus (radish), 3156 nucleotides long. RefSeq lists its product as uncharacterized. NCBI's taxonomy places the organism in Eukaryota, Viridiplantae, Streptophyta, Magnoliopsida, Brassicales, Brassicaceae. The record is from RefSeq and is a predicted model, not a curated record. The coding region runs from base 347 to 2857 and encodes 836 amino acids. Gene Ontology annotation, biological process: cell adhesion; proteolysis. The transcript has 15 exons. Gene Ontology annotation, cellular component: cytoplasm; membrane. Gene Ontology annotation, molecular function: metalloendopeptidase activity.